CUGAAUCGAUCGGGAUCUUCUCUGAACACCGGCGGUCAACGCCGCGAACACAGAUGUUUGUUUAACGACCUCUUCUCUCCGCGAUCUUUACCUCAACAACGAGAUCUGUUUCCACGAGAAAAGGAGGAUGUCGACGCCAGCAAGGAAGAGGUUGAUGAGGGAUUUCAAGAGGUUGCAGCAAGACCCACCUGCGGGUAUUAGUGGUGCUCCACAGGACAACAAUAUCAUGCUCUGGAAUGCUGUCAUAUUUGGGCCUGAUGACACACCAUGGGAUGGAGGUACUUUCAAACUCUCACUGCAGUUCUCUGAAGAUUAUCCAAAUAAACCACCAACAGUUCGGUUUGUGUCACGGAUGUUCCAUCCAAAUAUUUAUGCAGAUGGGAGUAUCUGCUUGGACAUUCUACAAAACCAGUGGAGUCCAAUAUAUGAUGUUGCUGCUAUACUUACCUCCAUCCAGUCCUUGCUCUGUGACCCUAAUCCGAAUUCUCCUGCAAACUCGGAAGCUGCUCGGAUGUACAGCGAAAGCAAGCGCGAGUACAACAGAAGAGUGCGUGAUGUUGUUGAGCAAAGCUGGACUGCUGACUAGUAGUAGUUUGAUGUAAGCGUUGUAGCUCUGUCUCCUUUCUCUCAAUCACGAUUCAGCAAAACAGCUUUCUUCUCUUUUCAUUCAUGUCUUGUGUGUCCGAAACUAUUUAAGUGAUUCAAUGCUUUGAUGGUUGGUUCUAUGUAACUCAACAUCCUUUUAAAAAACAACUUUGUACCAA
Arabidopsis arenosa is the source of this 764-nucleotide messenger RNA. The record is from the annotation of a GenBank genome assembly. NCBI's taxonomy places the organism in Eukaryota, Viridiplantae, Streptophyta, Magnoliopsida, Brassicales, Brassicaceae.